Biomphalaria glabrata is the source of this 1509-nucleotide messenger RNA. RefSeq lists its product as uncharacterized. Gene Ontology annotation, biological process: nucleoside diphosphate catabolic process. NCBI's taxonomy places the organism in Eukaryota, Metazoa, Mollusca, Gastropoda, Planorbidae. The coding region runs from base 137 to 1420 and encodes 427 amino acids. The record is from RefSeq and is a predicted model, not a curated record. Gene Ontology annotation, molecular function: UDP phosphatase activity; GDP phosphatase activity. The transcript is spliced from 10 exons. Gene Ontology annotation, cellular component: membrane.
CUAUUCAAACAACAACGUGACAUCAGCCGAACGAGUUCUUUUAUUUAUUUGACCAUACCAACAAGACUUACCAAACUAAUUGUCCUAGGCAGAGCGAAUUCGACUGCUCUUUGCACUCAACUACUUCUUGAGGCUAAUGAUGUACACAAAGCUAACUACAAUGUUCGCACUUAUUCUUGUGACAAUGGCUUUGUUCAACAUAGCCAGCAGUCAUACCAAAUCCAAUUAUGUUGUUAUAGUGGAUGCUGGCGGCUCAAGCUCAAAGCUCAGGGUGUAUACUUGUGUCAAAAACAAACACUCCCACGUUUCAGACGUUGAGCUGAACUUUACGAAAACCUUUCCUCCAGGGAUCAGCAGUUUCCAUAACAAUGAAACAGCCUUAAAGAUUUAUCUCAAGAACAUAAUAGAAGAGGCUAAAAAAAUAGUGCCAGAGGAACAAAUGAAAUCAACAUCUUUGUACUUGAUGGGAACAGCUGGCAUGAGACUUGUGCCAGACAAAGACAAACUGAUAGAGAAUAUCAACAGAGUUCUGGAAGACUCAAUCAAUCCAUUUCAUUACAAUAGUUCCAACGUGAAGAUUCUACCUGGACGAGAUGAAGGUGUAUACGCAUGGGUCGCUCUCAAUUACUUACUUGGAAACUUUCACUCUAACAAGUCACAUUCAAGUUUUGCUGGUAUUUUGGAAAUGGGUAGCAGAUCAACGCAGAUCGCCUUUACGCCAGAAGAGACUAUGUCAAAGAAAGGGUUUGAUGUGUACUUUGCAAGUAGAAAAUUCGAGGUAUAUUCACAAAGUUAUUUACAGUAUGGAACUGAAGGCCUGCCUAUCCGAAUCGUUCAAGAUCGGUGCAAAAACUGUAAGGACCAACUAAUAAAGGACUCCUGUGCAAUGACUGAUGAUAUUAUCAAUGUGACUUUGGACUCAGGUAAUCAUAAUACUUUAAAGGGUCACUUCAAUUUCUCUUCAUGCGAGAGUCUUCUGACAUCGUUGGCACCUAAAAAGGACCAUUGCGACCCACAUUUCUGUGCAGUAGUAAACGCAAUUCAGCCGAGCAUUCCAAAAAUCAAGUUCUACGCAACUCAAACGUUUGAUAUCGCACCGAAAGUAUUUCACGCCUUUAUGUCAGACAAUGAAACACUGGACAUGAAUUUAUUGAAAAAGAACACGAAACGAAAUUGCGAAAAGAAUAUCGCUGAGAUAGAUGCAAAACACAAAAAGUUUGCCUCCAGUAACUGUCUUCUUGGAAUGUUUAUGCCCGUCUUAUUAAACAAAACGUAUGGAUUCCCCAUGGAUACCAAUCAAAUUAUUGUCACAUCCAAAAUACACGGGAAAUCAAUAGAUUGGUCAUUAGGAGCUGCUUUGAUGGAGUUAGGAGCUCAAGAAAAAGGAAGACAUUCCUACAGAGUUGACAAGCGACGCUAAGACAUAUGUAACUUUGUCUAUGCUGUCAAUUAUCCAAUAAAACAAAUGUGUAUUUUUAAUUGGACAAUAAAACUGCACUAUAGCACUAA